AUGGCUCCACUGCAGGAAGGCAUUUAUGCGCGGGCACGUGUAAUUAAAGUCAAUCAGGUGAGGCCACGGCCGAUGCAUACAUGUGAGAACGGUAAUCUGAAAUGGGCUGAAGAGGAUUUGGUUAAUAUGUACGGUCUAAAAUCGGAAGAGGAAGAGCUGGGUGUUCCAAUUGAUCAAGCAUUUGUCUUCAAUCGCUUUGGUACCGUGCAUUAUGAUCGGGAACUGUUUGAUGGCGGCCAACAAAAAAUCUACGACAUCGUUGAACGUAGGGAAGCAAUUGUGGCUCAGAAUAAUCUGGAGAGGUGGCAAAUGACGUUCCCGGGUAACGAUGAAAUGAAAUAUCACUUAGUUGAUCGAGAAAUUUGGUGGGAAUCUGAACCGCGCCAGAUUCCAGUUGUUGACUUUGAAUGGCUAAAAGAGCAUCAAUUUUGUCAAGAUGGAAAACUUCUCGUCGAUGUGGAAGGAAGAAUUGCUGCAUUGGAAAAAGGCGAACGUGUUUACUGUAUAGUUGAUGUAGAAUUUGAGCUGGCCACUAUCCUUGGUCGUUGGCACAGAGCCGAGAUUUUAGGCUUAAAGGGUCCAUGUUGCCCGGACCGAUACUUUUGUCGUCUACGGCUUGUUGAUAUUGGUGGUAUUGAUAUCCGCCCGCUGUUUGAUGUUUUGGAGAUACAUCCAAUGCAUUGCCUUCGUCCACGGUUUUGUUUGCAGUUCUCUUUGCAUGGUUUGAAACCAGCAGCAGAUGAGAGACGGUCAGAUGAAGCUAUGCAUUUUUUCUAUCUUAAACUUCCACAGGAUUUCCCUGUUGUGCUGAAUGUUCUGGGUCACGGCAGGAUGAACAAGGAAAGUAUCUCCCUGUACAGCUGUGCAGCAUACAAUUUGCCCGAUGUGCUGUUUGUAAAUUCCAUACAGCCGCUGAACGGCUCAGGAACCAUACUGGAUAAUCGUCUUUUGCAAGAAGGAUGUGCAAUAAAGUCAUCGCAGAGUCCAAUUUCAUUGCAGGAAUAG
Molecule: messenger RNA, 1005 nt
Organism: Gongylonema pulchrum
Lineage: Eukaryota; Metazoa; Nematoda; Chromadorea; Rhabditida; Gongylonematidae
Source: the annotation of a GenBank genome assembly